AUGUAUGCGACAGCAUUAAAGAUUUUAAAGGAACAAUUUGGACAGCCAAGUACUAUAGUUCGUUCUUUGGUUAAUCAACUUACCAAGGGAGACAAGAUUCAACGUAACGAUAGACGCACGCUUCGAGAACUUUCGAUAGACUUAGUUAAUUGCGUAGCAACCAUGCAUCAAGUCAAGUACUUCGCUGACGUCAACGCCAGUGACAACCUCCGAAAGAUAGUGAUGAGAUUACCGGAUUAUCUCAUUCAGAAAUGGAAAAGCGUAGUAAUAGAUAUUAGAGAGAAACAAAGAUCCCCUACGAUUGAAGAUAUUAGUACCUUUUUGCGAAAACAAGUAAAGGCGGAAUUUGAUCCCGACUUUGGAGAUAUGUCUCUAAAACCUCCCAAGUACGACCCGCGAAAGGGCGAAGCAAGAGAACGACACAGAAUUAACGCAGCACAAAGGAACGAGCAUUCGAAAGCCUUGAAAUGUUAUGUGUGUAAUGAAGACCACAAAGUGAUAGAAUGUCCUACCUUGGCUGAUUCCACCGUCCCAGAACGUUUCAACUUAGCGAGAGAGGCAAGAUUAUGCUUUUCUUGCCUGAAUAAAGGUCACAUGAUGAGAGACUGUAGAUUGAAGAAAAAAUGCGAGAAGAAUGGAUGCACAAGACUUCAUCAUCAACUGUUACAUGAAGAGCCUGGAACAAUGAGCGGCAUAUCAUCAGUACUGGACAAGGGAAGCAUUCUACCAGUUGUUAGAGUUUGUUUCAGAGCACCAAACAGUCGAACACGCGAAGGAAAUGUCCUAAUCGACAGCAGCGCAGGUACAACAGUAAUUCGAAAGGAUUUUGCCCGAUCACUUGGUCUGCAAGGCAAACGAGAAAAAAUUGACCUAGCCGUUGUUGGAGGAGAAAGAGUUGAACAACCCCAAAGCAGAAGAGUGACCUUCUCAAUCUCAGCACUCAACAGAGCCAAAGAGCACAGAAUAGAAGCCCACAAGAUCGAGAAAACCGUUUUAAGUGUCCCACGUUUGGAUCGUCCGUGGUUGAAAUUAUUUUGCACACCUUCGAGACAUCGACUUCUCGCAUAAAGCUGGUCCAAUUGAUCUUAUCUUAGGUGUCCAGUUCAGUCAUUUGCACGCAGAAGAUGAAGUACAUCAAGGCAGUCAAUUUGAGCCUGUUGGGAAAAGAACGAAGCUAGGAUGGUUUGUCAUCAGUUCUGAUAGUUCACAGAAAACGUCCAAAGUAUGUUCAAUAAGUUUUGUCCAACCCUCAACCUAGAGAAAUUCUACGAGUUUGAAACCCUCGGAAUCCAAGCCCCCCAAUGUCAUUGUCCACAGAUAGCUAUGUCACCUGACGAUAGAAGAGCCAUCGAGUUAAUGGAGAACUCCUGUAAGCAGCAAGGAGGGAGAUAUAUCAUUGGACUUCCUUGGAAGAAAGAUAAAAAUCUUUUGCCUAACAAUUAUUCACUCGCUGAGAAAAGAUUGUUUUCGCUGGAAAGAAGCCUGAAAAGGAACGAUGUUAAGGCUAGUCUGUACAAUCAAGUCAUGAAUGAAUAUGAAAGAAAUGGUUGGUCGCGUCAGUUGUCACAAGAAGAAGAAGAAGCCAAAGAUAAACCAUCGCCGGACAUGGCAAGUUACGUUAUGAUCAAGAUUGCGAAUGAAAAUGAGUCCCAAUGUCCUCAAGCUGCCGUGAUUCUCAAACGUGAUCGGUACAUGGAUGAUCUUAUUCAUUCAACAAGCACGCAGGAAGAAGCAGAAAAGUCCAAAAGCGAAGUCGACGACAUGUUAGCUACGGGGAGUUUUAAGAUAAAGGAAUGGUUUGUUUCGUCGUCCGUUCAAGAAAUGCAAGCUGAGAACAUUUCUAGUCCGGAAGAAGAAAAUCAUGAUUUCAAAGAUAACGUGAUAGGUGUAAAUAGUGAAUGUACAACGACAAAGAAUGCCAACCUAGACGGCGAAGAAGGUCAAAACCUUAGGAGUCAAUUGGAAUCCACAGACUGACAAAUUCAGUUUCUCAGUAAAGGAAAUAAAGAUAGAAACGUUAACGAAGAGAACAGUUCUGUCGAGGAUUUCACGUUUGUUUGAUCCACUUGGAUUGGCUUCUGUAGUAACCAUCAAAGCAAGAGUCGCUCUCCAAGAAAUCUGGAAAGCAAAGAAGUAUGAGUGGGACGACCCACUGGGACGACCCACUGAAGAAAUGCGUACUUUGUGGUACAAACUUUUCUGAGAAUUGGAAAGUUUAAACACAAUUACAAUCCCGUGUUGUUUACGUUCUGAUGAAAUUUGUGGUCCAUCCGAGCUGCAUGUAUUCGCUGAUGCCAGUGCCACAGCUUAUGGAGCGGUUGCAUAUCUUCUCUGGGCCACCACAGAAGGUCCUAAAGUUAAUCUCAUCGCCUCGAGAGUAAGAGUUGCUCCUUUACGUCAGGCAACCAUUCCACGGUUAGAGCUUAUGGCAGCACUGGUCGCUUCAAGAUUGGCAAGUACCAUUUACAACGAGUUUAAAACGAAGCCAGCUGUAGUUAAACUGUGGUCCGAUUCGAAGAUCGUUUUGCAUUGGUUACAAUCAGAUUCUGCAUUGUUGAAAGCAUUCGUUGGAGUUUGA
Messenger RNA from Paramuricea clavata, 2578 nucleotides. The record is from the annotation of a GenBank genome assembly. NCBI's taxonomy places the organism in Eukaryota, Metazoa, Cnidaria, Anthozoa, Malacalcyonacea, Plexauridae.